Molecule: messenger RNA, 1700 nt
Organism: Ctenocephalides felis (cat flea)
Lineage: Eukaryota; Metazoa; Arthropoda; Insecta; Siphonaptera; Pulicidae
Gene: sgl
Product: UDP-glucose 6-dehydrogenase
Exons: 10
Coding region: 103-1542 (479 amino acids)
Biological process (GO): glycosaminoglycan biosynthetic process
Cellular component (GO): nucleus; cytosol
Molecular function (GO): UDP-glucose 6-dehydrogenase activity; NAD binding
Source: RefSeq, a predicted model, not a curated record
GUAGUCAAAUUUUAUGCGCAAAGAUUUAUUACAAAAGUUUAGUUAUUACAAGUGAAUAUAAUAUAUUUAUUGCUGCGUACUGAAUACUUUAAGAUAUCAAUCAUGAAAAUUACUCAAAUUUGUUGUAUCGGUGCUGGAUAUGUUGGAGGUCCUACUUGCAGUGUUAUGGCUCUGAAAUGUCCUGAUAUAAAAAUUACUGUUGUCGAUAAAAGUAUUGAGAGAAUCAAUCAGUGGAAUUCUGAAAAAUUACCUAUAUAUGAGCCUGGUUUGUAUGAAGUUGUGAAAGAAUGCAGGGGUCGUAAUUUAUUCUUCAGUACGGAUAUUGAUAAAGCUAUAGAUGAAGCAGAAUUGAUCUUUAUUUCUGUGAAUACGCCAACAAAAACAUUUGGGACUGGAAAAGGAAGAGCUGCUGAUUUAAAAUAUGUGGAAAGUGCAGCGCGUAUGAUUGCUGAUGUAGCCAAAGCUAAUAAAAUUGUUGUAGAAAAAAGUACUGUACCUGUAAGAGCAGCUGAAAGUAUUAUGCAAAUAUUGAAAGCAAACCAAAAACCAGAUGUCAAAUAUCAGAUUCUAUCGAACCCAGAAUUUUUGGCAGAAGGCACAGCCAUUCAAGACUUACUACAUGCUGACCGAGUGCUAAUUGGUGGUGAAGAAAGUGAAGAAGGAAAAGAGGCCAUUGAAACUUUAUCUUGGGUGUAUGAACAUUGGAUCCCUAAGAAAAACAUUCUCACAACAAAUACAUGGAGUUCAGAAUUAUCCAAACUGGCUGCUAAUGCUUUUUUGGCUCAGCGUAUUUCUAGUAUUAAUUCUUUAUCAGCUGUUUGUGAGGCUACAGGUGCUGAUGUAGCAGAAGUUGCUCGGGCUGUUGGCUUAGAUUCCAGAAUUGGAUCAAAAUUUUUACAAGCCUCUAUUGGUUUUGGUGGUAGCUGUUUUCAAAAGGAUAUACUAAAUUUGGUGUACAUAUGUGAAGGUUUAAAUUUGCCAGAAGUAGCAGCUUAUUGGCAAAAGGUUAUUGAUAUUAAUGAAUAUCAGAAGAAUAGGUUUUCACAAAAGGUUAUUGAGUCUCUUUUCAAUACUGUUAGUGGCAAAAGUAUAGCAAUUUUAGGAUUUGCUUUUAAAAAAAACACAGGUGACACCAGAGAAACAGCAGCGAUUAAUGUAUCAAAGACUUUGCUAGAUGAAGGGGCUACUUUAAGUAUUUAUGACCCAAAGGUAGAAGAGUCUCAGAUCAUGGAAGACCUGACUCAUCCUUCAGUCACAGAUUUUCCUGAAAAUAUAAGGAAAGUUGUGAAAAUUCAUAAUGAUGCAUAUAGUGCUGUUGAGAACACACAUGCUAUAGUAGUUUGUACGGAAUGGGAUGAAUUUAUAACAUUGGACUACGAAAGAAUUUAUAAAUCAAUGAUGAAGCCUGCUUACAUUUUCGAUGGUAGGAAGAUUCUAAAUCAUGAAGCUCUGAUUGAAAUUGGUUUCCAUGUGCAGACAAUUGGCAAAAAAUUACAGCGUACACUUUCGCAUAGAAGCUGGGGCCAUAAAGCACAAUCAUAAAUAAGCUUGACGAAAAUUAUGAUGAUGGAUAAGUGAUAUAUUAUACAUUUUUAAUUAAAAGAACAACACAUUGCAUUUAGCCCUUGUUGGGAAAUUUAGUUCAUAAAUGUGAUUUUUGAAGUUUACACAACUAUAGGAAAAAAUGCAAUUGGCAUUGU